This is a messenger RNA of Colletotrichum graminicola M1.001, 510 nucleotides long. RefSeq lists its product as uncharacterized. Bases 1 to 510 code for a protein of 169 amino acids. The transcript has a single exon. The record is from RefSeq and is a predicted model, not a curated record. NCBI's taxonomy places the organism in Eukaryota, Fungi, Ascomycota, Sordariomycetes, Glomerellales, Glomerellaceae.
AUGAGGAGCCUUUGUUUCCACGCGUCCGAUCUCCAAGGCCGGCAUGACGUUGAGGUCCUGUGUGACGAAUGUACGACAGCUCUGCGCAGCGCCGCCGACUGCUUGACCCGGCAGUUCGACCCGGCCGACUCCUUUGGUCGCAACCUCGCCAACGGCCAACUGUUGGCCUUGCUUCUGCUCGACUGGGACACGCUGCCACAAGAGGGUCAUGAUAAUGAUGAUGAUGAUGAUGCAGCCAACGCUCCCUCGUCCUACGCUGUCUACACAAGGCUGGGCACUUUCUUUGAGGCGUGGACUACAUACAGUACUGUCGGCACAGCCGAAGUGCGCCGCCUUGAGCGACACCUCUGCGAGCUUGUUGCGAAACAGGACCGGAUUCUGGAUGCUUUCGUCAGAUUCAGCACGAAGCCUGCACAAGGACACUUAAGGUUCCCUACCCUCCCUCCCUGUCUGGCCCUUUGCAACAAGAAGAAGAAGAAGAGCUCCCCUUCCUUCCACCCCAGCGUAUAG